Rotaria sordida is the source of this 1206-nucleotide messenger RNA. Lineage: Eukaryota; Metazoa; Rotifera; Eurotatoria; Philodinida; Philodinidae. The record is from the annotation of a GenBank genome assembly.
AUGAAUAGUUUAACUAUUGGUGAUAUUGUUCAGAAUUCAGUACAACGUGCUAUUGUCUGUUGGCUUGGCUUUAUCGAAGAAACACCGAUAAUCGGUUUGCAAUUGAUUGAUUCGAUAUUGCCUGGAUAUACUGAUGGUACUUGUCCGUUUGAUAAUAAGCGUUAUUUUAAUUGUCCAAAAGGACAAGGUUAUUAUAUCUUAGAAUCUGGUUUUACUGAUUCGUACAAGAUUAUUGAAAAGAAGAUCGAUAUUAACAGGCUUACAACUUCCGAUAAUGAAUUCCACGACGAAAAACAAUCUUUGUCAACAUCCCCAGUCAAUAUACCCAUAACUCAACAACCAAUUCGAUCAUUUUCUUCACCAGCUAUAUCUCAAAUUGAACCUAAUUUAGAUAAUAAUCAUGUGAUAUCACCAUCACGUGGUGUUCUUAGUCGAUUAACAUCCGAACGAGAACAACGAAGAAUUCAAAUGACUUUAUCGACAACUGAUGAUAAAGAUUCAAUCAAUCAAACAUCAUCCAUUGAAUCAGAUCCAACAUCAUCACGAAUAUAUCGUCCAGAAAAUUACAGAUCAACAUCCUAUGAUAAACCUGAAGAAUCACAACUGGGUGAAUUAACAUUACAUGAUAAUGACAAUGAAAAUAAGAACAAUUGCCAUUUAGUUCAACCAAUAAAUGAUAACGAUCAAUCAUUAUCCACACAGAGUUUACCUGUAUUUGGUCAAGAAUACUUUCUCGAUACUUGGACACUUAGUCGUAUAAAAUCUUUAUUAGAAAAUCAAAUUCCUAUAUACAAUCAAUUAUGUUUAAAUAUAUUUGAUGAUCAAUGUAAUGUACAAAGUUUAAUCGAUGAACAAAUUACUGGAUGUGAACCUCAUAUACCUACUCAACCACCAAAUGAUAUUCGUAUUGAACUUAUUAAAUUAUUCGAUCGUGUUGAAAUAAUAUUUCCAUCACGUGCUAUUCGUUUAUAUGAUAAUGAUUAUUUAUUAUUAGCUAUAUUAUGUUCAAAUAAUCAAUGUGCUUAUAUACGAACAGCAGUUGGUUGGGCAUAUACAGAUGAUGAAUGUGAUCAUGGACAAUCAAUUGUUAUUGAUGAAGUUUCACAAAUGAUUGAUGAUUCAAAUAAUUAUAUCGAAAUAAAUUCUGAACAAUGUCUACAUGUACUUAAAAAUGCUUCAUUUUUAUAUUACAAACUUGUUGAAUAA